Messenger RNA from Tripterygium wilfordii, 2468 nucleotides. Its product is annotated as probable 1-deoxy-D-xylulose-5-phosphate synthase 2, chloroplastic. Gene Ontology annotation, biological process: terpenoid biosynthetic process. Lineage: Eukaryota; Viridiplantae; Streptophyta; Magnoliopsida; Celastrales; Celastraceae. The record is from RefSeq and is a predicted model, not a curated record. Gene Ontology annotation, molecular function: 1-deoxy-D-xylulose-5-phosphate synthase activity. The coding region runs from base 97 to 2304 and encodes 735 amino acids. The transcript is spliced from 7 exons.
CUCUUCCACCCCCUCUUCACCUUCACAGUUCAGACUAAGCUAAGCUUUGUGAGUAAAUUUACCUUAUCUUCACUACAAGCUCCGCAAUAACCAGAAAUGGCAGCUUCAACAGCCCUCACAACAAGCUUCCUUCAAUCACCCCCUUCUCAAGAUAGACAUUUUUUUGCAGCCAAAACCAGUACUACUACUUCUUGUCCUCUUCCCAGCUCAUACCAUCCAAAGUUGGUUGGAGUAGUAAGAUGUAGUAUGAGGAAAGCUACUACAAGUGAAGAACAGAACAGUACCAGGAUGAAUGCAAGCCAGCAAACAAAGGAGGAGACGUUCAAGAGAUUGCUUGACUUCUCAGGGAACAAGCCCUCCACUCCAAUUCUUGAUACCAUCAACUACCCAAUUCACAUGAAAAAUCUCUCCAUUCAGGAACUUAAAGUAUUGGCUGAUGAAAUAAGAGAACAGAUAGUGUACACAGUGUCAAAGACAGGUGGUCACUUGAGUUCAAGCUUGGGUGUGGCAGAGCUAACUGUUUCACUCCAUCAUGUAUUCAACACUCCUGAUGAUAAAAUCAUUUGGGAUGUUGGGCAUCAGGCCUACCCACAUAAGAUUUUAACAGGCAGGAGAUCAAGAAUGCACACUAUCCGACAAACGUGUGGGCUCGCAGGUUUCCCCAAGAGGGAAGAGAGCGUUCAUGAUGCCUUUGGAGUUGGUCAUAGCUCUACAAGCAUUUCAGCUGGCUUAGGUAUGGCGGUUGGUAGAGACUUGUUAGGGAAGAAAAACCAUGUAAUUUCAGUGAUAGGAGAUGGUGCCAUGACAGCCGGACAAGCAUACGAGGCAAUGAACAAUGCGGGCUAUCUCGAUUCGAAUCUCAUUAUAAUCUUGAAUGACAAUGAACAGGUCUCAUUGCCCACCGCGACAGUCGAUGGUCCUGCACCACCUGUUGGUGCUCUAAGCAGAGCCUUAACCAGGCUACAAUCUGGUAAAAAGUUUCGACAGCUGCGUGAAGUCGCAAAGGGGAUCACCAAGCAAAUUGGAGGCACAACACAUCAAUUUGCUGCUAAAUUUGACUCAUGCAUGCGAGGAAUGGUAGCCGGUCCAGAGGCAUCCCUAUUUGAAGAACUGGGAUUGUACUAUAUUGGUCCUGUGGAUGGUCAUAAUGUGGAAGACCUUGUUCAUAUACUAGAGAAGGUUAAGGCUGAGCCAGCACCCGGACCAGUUCUCAUUCACAUAAUCACUGAGAAAGGAAAAGGGUAUGCUCCAGCAGAAGUAGCAGCAGAUAAGAUGCAUGGUGUUGUGACAUUCGAUCCCAAAUCAGGGAAACAAUUGAAGUCCAAGCCUGGUAGAGGUUCCUAUACAAAGUAUUUUGCAGAUUCACUGAUAGCUGAAGCUGAGAGAGACGAUAAAAUCGUAGCGAUUCAUGCUGCAAUGGGUGGAGGUACAGGACUUAAUUCAUUCCAGAAGCGAUUCCCGGAUAGAUGUUUUGAUGUUGGUAUAGCAGAACAACAUGCUGUUACCUUUGCUGCUGGUCUAGCUUCUGAAGGCCUGAAACCAUUUUGUGCCAUCUACUCUUCUUUUCUACAAAGAGCUUUUGAUCAGGUAGCUCAUGAUGUGGACCUACAGAGACUUCCUGUGAGGUUUGCGAUCGAUCGGGCUGGUCUUGUGGGUGCAGAUGGUCCAACACAUUGUGGGUCAUUUGACACAACUUUCAUGGCUUGUUUGCCUAACAUGGUGGUCAUGGCUCCCUCGGAUGAAACUGAACUCAUGAACAUGGUAGCCACCGCAGCUGCAAUCGAUGACCGGCCUAGUUGCUUUCGGUAUCCAAGAGGAAAUGGCAUUGGUUCUGCUCUCCCUCAGAAUAACAAAGGAACUCCUUUGGAGGUUGGGAAAGGAAGAGUGCUGAGAGAGGGAAGUAGAGUGGCUAUCUUGGGAUAUGGAACAGUUGUGCAAAGCUGUGUAGGAGCAGCAGAGCUGCUCCAACAGCAUGGCAUAUCAGUAACCAUUGCCGAUGCGCGAUUCUGCAAGCCGCUCGAUGGAGAUUUGAUCAGACGUUUGGCUGGAGAACAUGAGGUCCUUCUCACUGUUGAAGAAGGCUCCAUUGGAGGAUUCAGUUCUCAUGUUUCACAUUUCUUGGCAUUGAAUGGAUUACUGGAUGGGAAAUUGAAGUGGAGGGCUAUGAUGCUUCCUGAUAGAUACAUUGAUCAUGGAUCUCAGAGUGACCAGAUUAAAGAGGCAGGGCUUAGUUUGAAGCAUAUUGCAGGAACUGUUUUGUCACUACUAGGACAAAGGGAUAGCCUUAAACUUAUUAGCCUAUAAUUUGCAGAUAUUACUUGCUUAACACUACACAAAAUCAAAGGAUCAAUGAUUCUUCAUGCUCAACGCAAGCAAGACAAAAUGUCUCAACAAUUUCUCUUCAAUAUCUUUAGUUAUCCGUAUAGAUUUACUGUAAAUGGCAAGGAAGUUCCUUUGGAGUUCUCAAA